UCCUGUCCCCUUGGGCAUCAGAAGCUGUGUGGGCUUUGGAGCAGCUGGGUUGCGUUUGGUUCAGGGUCCCUCAUUGCCCCGACCCUAGUGUCAGGAGUAUCAGCCCCAAUAAUCCUGGCUCCUGUGUGAGAGAUUGUCCCCUCCAUGCCCACUCCCAGGGGAAGCAGGUUCAGGGAUAUAACAGUGGUGCUGUUCUUUCCACAUCCAAGGUCUCAUCUUGCCCAUGUUGUGCCUUGGCCAGAGUGGAAGGGCCCAGGCAGGAACAGUGGUUACCAGAGUUGUGGGUCUGGGUGCGUCUGCUGUUAGUGCCUGCAGAGUACUCCUCCUCAGGGUUUGAAGCAGCCAGCCAAGGACUCUCAGGCUACUUCCUCUGCCUCCUUUUGGCCCAAGUAGAGCAUCUGAUCCACAGAGCAGGGUGAGCUGAGCCCACCAGCCAGGAGCUUUGUGGACAGAGCCCUUGGGGAGCUGGAGCUCUGCUGGGUCCUUUCUCUCCCAAGUCCUAGUGACCUGCCAUGUGGCAGCUGCAGUUUGAGCUCUGCCUGGGGUCCUCAGUGUCACUAGAGCUCCCGUUCUGAGCAGUGUGUUCCUGUCCUGCCCUGGGGUAGAAGGAUGAAAUGGGCCAUUUAGGAGACUUAGUUGUACCCUAGAGAGUGCAGCAAAGCACUCAGCUCCUCCCUGGAGGUGGCACCUUUACUGCAGGUGAAUGUGUCCUGGGAUCUUGUACCAGCCAGAGCCCAGUCCCUGCAAGGUGUGGAAGGAGCCUCUCUGUGUGCGUGACUCGGAUCCUGGCUCUGGAAGCAGUAAUUGCACAGCCCUUAAUGAACAAGAUCAGCACUUGGUUCAUUGCUCCCCUGACAGGAUUUCCAGUCUCCAAAGCUCACGUGAGUUCUUGGGUAGAGCGAGGGGAGAAGCUGUGGGUCCCAGAUCUCCAGGGCUGUGAGGAAGGGGAGAUUGCUCACCUGUGUGGGAGACAUUGACUAUCAGCCAAAUUUCUGUCUCAUCAUUGUAUGUGUCAGUUGUGCAUUUUCAUCAAGUCUCACUGUCCCUUCAGCCUAUCUUCAACUCCAGUCAGAGGGAAGGGGGGGGGGGCGGUGUUACCCAGGUUUCCUUCUACCUGAAGCCCUGGGUAACUUAUUUCUGUGUGAGAUGGUGUUGGGAAGUAACUUCAGGGAGACGUGUCCUCCCACCAGUAGGUGACUGGCACAAACAGGACCACAUAAGAGCUUUCACUUAAACUUUAACAUUAUUUCAUGUCAGUUACUUACACUUGUCUACAACAGGUUAAUAAAAUGCUCCCAAACUUCAGUACUAAUAAUUCCUGUUUGAUCCGGCCCAAGACCUGCUCUGUCAGGACCCGGAGGCUGGUGGCUUCCCUCCAUCAGGGGCGUGCGGUGCCUAGAGGGAGCUGCCAUCCAUUUUCAACAGCGAGAUGCAUCCUGACAGAGGCAGACUGAGAGCAGGUGAUAGGAUGCUGAGGGAGAACAAUAAGGAGAGUCUUCAGCAGGCAGGACUGGAGCAAGUCCCUCCACCUGGGAUGUCACUGGAAAGAUCUGAAGAGCAUGUUUCCCAGAGUCCUGAGCAGGGAGAGACCUGUGAGAGUCAUCUUAGCCCAGAAAAGCAGCAGGGAAAUGGUAAAUGCAGUCACAAGAGCAGAGGGGUGCAAAGAAACAAAGAAACUGUUCAACAGAAAAUCCCCCAUCAAGAGGGAUCCUACACUUGCAGUGACUGUGGGAAAAGUUUCAAAUGUCAACAGGUCCUUAUUUUACACCAGAUAAUCCACAGAGGCAAGAAACUCUUCAACUUCCCUGCCCGUAGGAAUAACUUUGAUCUGAACUCCAAGCGUAUUGCCUCUCAGGGAAUGCAUCCAACUGAGCAAAUCUGUGAGUGCCCUGACUGCUGGAAAAAGUUACAUUGCCCAUUAGAUGUUACUGAACACCAGAGAAACCAUAGAGCAGAGAAACCGUUCAAGUGGUCUGACUAUGGGAAAAGUUUCAGUCUGCACUCACGCCUUGUUGAACAUAGGAGAAUCCACACAGACGAGAAACCCUUUGACUGCUCUGACUGUGGGAAAAGCUUCAGUACUAAGUCAAAUCUUGUUACACAUAGGAAAAUCCACACAGGGGAGAAACCCUUUCAUUGCUCUGACUGCGGGAAAAGCUUUAGUCGGCGUUCACAUCUUAAGACUCAUUGUGCAAUCCACACGGGGGAGAAACCCUUCAACUGUUCUGAGUGUAGGAAAAGCUUCAGUCAGAAUGCACACCUGAUUAAACAUCAGAGAAUUCACACAGGGGAGAAACCCUUCAACUGCUCUCACUGUGGGAAAAGCUUCAGUCAGAUCGCAAGCCUGAUUAAGCAUCAGAGAAUCCAUACAGGGGAGAAACCCUUCAACUGCUCUCACUGUGGGAAAAGCUUCAGUCAGAUCGCAAGCCUGAUUAAGCAUCAGAGAAUCCAUACAGGGGAGAAACCCUUCAACUGCUCUCACUGUGGGAAAAGCUUCAGUCAGACUGGAAGCCUGAGUAAACAUCAGAGAAUCCAUACAGGAGAGAAACCUUUCAGCUGCUCUGAGUGUGGGAAAAGCUUCAGUCAGAGCUCAAAUCUUAUUAAUCAUCAAAGAGUCCACACAGGGGAGAAACCCUUUAGUUGCUCUCACUGUGGGAAAAGCUUUAGUCGGCGCUCACAUCUUAAAACCCAUUGCACAGUUCACACAGGGGAGAAACCCUUCAGCUGCUCUCACUGUGAAAAAAGUUUCAGUCAGAACAGAAGCCUGAUUAAGCAUCAGAAAAUCCAUGUAGCAGAGAAACGUUUCAACUGCUCUGACAGAAAAAAUGUUCAGUUGUAGCUGAUAGGUUUUCGAACAUCAGAGAACCAACAUGGAUGAGAAACUUUUUAAUUGCUUUAACUGUGGGGAAAUGGGUUUAAAUUACACUGAAGGGAGGUUUAGGUUGGACAUUAGAAAAAACUUGAUAACUGUCAGGGUGGUGAAACACUGGAAUAAAUUGCCUAGGGAGAUUGUGUUAUCUUCAUCACU
Messenger RNA from Pelodiscus sinensis (Chinese soft-shelled turtle), 3028 nucleotides. The record is from RefSeq and is a predicted model, not a curated record. NCBI's taxonomy places the organism in Eukaryota, Metazoa, Chordata, Testudines, Trionychidae.